AUGGCCACCGCCACUAAAGUCUCCGAUACCCUCAUGGUGAGCGAGCUGCUCGCCUUCGUGCAGAGCAAGCUGGACACAAUGGACGUGGUCAGCCUCGAGCAGAUCUGCGUCACCAGCUUCAAGGAGGCUGAGUUUGCCGCCGCCAAAAAGCUGCUCGCCGACACCGCCACCACCGCCGUGCGCCUCGUGCCGCGCCGCGGCGACGGAUGUGGCAAGAAAGAUCUUCAGGAUAUUAUCCGGGUCUUUCAGGAAACGGAUCCGGAUAAUAUCCCUACGUUCGUGGCUCGUGACCUUUACAAGCUGCCGCCGGUGACAUUCGAUCAUGUGGAUGUAACCCGGCUGCUAAAGGACAUCAUCUUGUUAAAGGCCGAAAUAGCUGAAAUUAGAGGCAAGUUAGAAGCCUCAGAACGUGCCAGCGCGAUGCAACGUGAGUCUCCGUCGCCGCGUAAUGCUGACUCUGCGAUGACCGCGUCGCCGCCUGCGCGUCAAGUGCAAGCGCAGCGGGAUCGAGUAACUGCAACUGACACCGAUUCGCGGCAGGCAAAUGACCCGCCGCCUGCGACCUACGCCGAGCGGACACGUGACGCCGCGUGCCCGCUGCGAGCCGCCGCCCCCGCGCCGCCGCGCCCCGCUGCUGCUGCACCCUCCACCAACAGGAGCCAGCAGGAGGCCCGGCUGCCGGAGCUCCGGCGGCGCCCCCCCCGUGCCCCGCGCAACACGAUUGCCGACAAGGAUGGCUUCAUAUUGGUGGAGAAGAGGAGCCCCCGUCGCCGCAACCGCAACAAGCGCGGCACCGCCCCGGCCGCCUGCUCGCUGAAGGCCGCCACGCCCACGGUCGACAUCUACGUCUCCCGCAUCCACGCGAAUAUGGCGCAUGAUAACAUCGUGCGCUAUAUUAAGGAGAGGAGUGUCGGCCGCACUGAACAGCCAGUCCAGGUGCUGGCGAUCGAGAGGCUGCAGUCCGCCAAGCAGACGGACUUCAAGUCGUUCCGUAUUCGGAUUCCCGCGGCCCAGCAGAAGGUUCUGCUGGAUAAAAACUUCUGGCCUGCGGGGAUAGUGUUCCGCCGAUACAGGGAGGCCAAACAGACUAUUAAACCCCCUGAUAAUAGUGCUAGAGUUUAG
Molecule: messenger RNA, 1122 nt
Organism: Plutella xylostella (diamondback moth)
Lineage: Eukaryota; Metazoa; Arthropoda; Insecta; Lepidoptera; Plutellidae
Source: RefSeq, a predicted model, not a curated record